Hypomesus transpacificus is the source of this 377-nucleotide messenger RNA. RefSeq names its product ventricular zone-expressed PH domain-containing protein-like. Lineage: Eukaryota; Metazoa; Chordata; Actinopteri; Osmeriformes; Osmeridae. Gene Ontology annotation, molecular function: phosphatidylinositol-5-phosphate binding. The annotation marks the transcript as partial. The record is from RefSeq and is a predicted model, not a curated record. Gene Ontology annotation, biological process: regulation of signal transduction. The transcript is spliced from 3 exons. Gene Ontology annotation, cellular component: plasma membrane.
AUGCACCAGCUGUUCAGCCUGGUUCUGGCCCAGAGGGACCUGUCUCGAGCCGGGGACCUGUUCUCGCUGGACGACUCGGAGAUUGAGGACGGGUUGUCACAGGCCCUGGAGGAUAUCAAGGCCAUCUCUUGCUCUCUGGACUAUCUGACCAAUGACAACGACCAGGCAGUGGUGGAGAUCUGCAUCACGCACAUCACCACGGCGAUCCGGGAGACGAGCUCCAUCGAGCGCCACGGGGUUGCGCUGGUGGGUCUGUGGGAGUCGUGCCUAGAACACAACCUCACACCCCAGGGAGAGACUGAGGACACGCCCCACGCCAAAAUAGCCUCAGACAUCACCAGCUGUAUACUACAGAACAACCUGCUUGACCCCAACCA